ACAGACCGGUGGUGUUCGAAGAUUUAAGGCCAAAACUUGACCAGGUAAUACUGGACUACAACUAAUUAGGUCGACUUCUGUGCGUAAAUACGCACCUGGAUCUCACGCUUCUGCUCGGAAUUUGGAUCACAGACUCAAUAUGAACCCCCUGAAUUUCUGCGGGGCACCCAGCAGUGCAGCGUACCCCCUCCAUGGUGUUAACUCCAUGCUGUUUGAGCUGCCCCAGCAGAUGGCGGAGCAGUACCACGCUUACUCUACAGCAGGCCCCACAGUGCACAGCCUGACUGUGGCCGAGAGACUGGCAGAGCUGAUUCUGGAGGCUCGUUAUGGGAACCAGCAGAAGCAGCGCCGCAGCCGCACGGCAUUCACAGUGUCCCAGCUGCAGGCUCUGGAGAAAGCCUUCCAGCAGACACAGUACCCAGACGUUGGCAUGAGAGAGAGGCUGGCCAUCUGCAUCAACUUGCCUGAGGCUCGCAUUCAGGUGUGGUUCAAGAACAGGAGGGCAAAGUUCCGCAAAGGUCAGAGGUGCUCCCCACUCUCCAGAGACCACAAUCUGGAAGAGGCUCCACAUUGCAGCAAGGUGGAACAAGAGGAAGCCAAGACUGAAGACAAAAAGGACAUCAUCAUAUCACACACUGACAGAAACAUUCCACUCCAGCCUGCUAUGGUUAAAAGUGGGGAUGUUUUCCCCCCUCUCACCCCUGCAGACUCUGAUGUGUCACUAUACCCCCUCCGAUUACACUCUCCUCCACUCUUCCCCUUCAUGACAAGGGAGUGCUACAGCCGCCCACUUCACCAGUCCACAAGGAUAGCGCUAUCUACUGAAUUUGCCCUCCCCCCGGUGUUUUGGCCCAUCAUACAGCAGCACAGCUCCGCCCUAGGGGUUCCUUCAUCAUUAGUUACUAAAAACUGUAGUCUCUCACUUCAGACUGCCUGUUCCAGUGAAGCUGUGCCUCACCCUCACCUGGGGCUGUAACUGAUGUGGACGUACAGGCUCCAUCUGACACAUGCAGCCUGAGAUAUCUGCUCCUUGUGGAGUCACAAGUGAAGACAGGAUAACAAGGUAGAGAAGCAUCUACUGUACUGCCUUGCUCCUGUAAACCUGAGUACAGACAGUGCACAGAGCAUGAAUUUUUAUUUUUUGAGUUUAACUAAAUGCCUGUAUGUCUAAAUGGAUUUAAGCUGUGCUGUGACAUCCACACAGAGGUUUUAUUCUUUUAGUAGAUAACAUCUAAGUUUGGCUUUGAUUUAAUCAACAUCCACAAGGUGGUUUUUGUUUUUCAGUGGUAUGAGUUUGUUUGAAGGAGGCAUUUUGGUUCCAGACAACAAGCAGUGUAAUCACCACAUUAAAAAGCUAUUGUAUCUUUCAGCAUUAUUUAGGUGGCUAUGCUGCAAGGUAGCAUUUCAGAGGAGCUCCUUAUUGUAAUAAGCAC
Monopterus albus (swamp eel) is the source of this 1433-nucleotide messenger RNA. RefSeq names its product diencephalon/mesencephalon homeobox 2 (gene dmbx2). Lineage: Eukaryota; Metazoa; Chordata; Actinopteri; Synbranchiformes; Synbranchidae. The record is from RefSeq and is a predicted model, not a curated record. The coding region runs from base 140 to 976 and encodes 278 amino acids. Gene Ontology annotation, biological process: regulation of transcription by RNA polymerase II. The transcript has 4 exons. Gene Ontology annotation, molecular function: DNA-binding transcription factor activity, RNA polymerase II-specific; RNA polymerase II transcription regulatory region sequence-specific DNA binding.